Messenger RNA from [Torrubiella] hemipterigena, 1485 nucleotides. The record is from the annotation of a GenBank genome assembly. Lineage: Eukaryota; Fungi; Ascomycota; Sordariomycetes; Hypocreales; Clavicipitaceae.
AUGGCUAGCAAACUUGACCUUAACAGCGCUAGUGUCGAGAAGCUCGCUGGGACUCAGUCCCAGUCGGACAGCGACGAUGCGAAACCUGAAAUUGAUCCAGCAGCCGAGCGUAAGCUUCUUUUGAAGCUUGACUUGAUCAUCUACCCAGUCUUUAUUGUCAUGUAUAUGAUGUCAUUUCUGGAUCGAAUCAGUAUCAGCAAUGCGCGCAUUCAAGGCAUGGUGCCCGACCUUGACCUUGUCGGAAACCGCUUCAACAUUGCUCUGUUUGUAUUUUACGUUUCAUAUGUUCUUCUUGAAGUUCCUUCCAACAUUAUCAUCAAGCGAGUUCGACCAUCCUUAUACCUUUCCGGCAUGACCUUCCUUUGGGGUAUUACGAGCAUGUGCAUGGGGUUCGUUCACAAUUACCAGGCCCUUGUUGGAUUGCGCUUUUUGCUGGGAGUGUUUGAAGCAGGUGUCCUGCCUGGCAUUGUGUAUGUCACAUCAAUGUACUACAAGCGACACGAGCUGCAGAGGCGUUUAUCAAUUUUGAUGUUGAGUACGGUCUUGGCUGGCGCAUUCGGCGGCCUACUGGCCUAUCUUAUUACAACAAGACUUGGUGGUCGCUACGGAAUCGCAGGCUGGCGAUGGAUUUUCAUUGUCGAAGGAGCAAUGACGGCCGGAUUCGGCCUUGUCGCAGCGUUCCUUGUCAUCGACUGGCCGGAGCAGACGAGAUAUCUCAAUGACGCCGAAAAGGAGCUCUUGCGCCGUCGCUUAGCCACAGACGGUGGUGAUGUAUGCCGAAUGGACACUCUAGACAAGCCGGCCAUACGACGCAUAGUCAAAGACUACAAGAUUUGGCUGGGCGGCUUCAUUUACAUGGGCAUUACGGUUGCUGGCCUCUCGGCCGCGUUUUUCCUCCCACUUAUCAUCAAGGAGUUUCAGUACACAGCCGAAGAAUCCCAGCUCCGCACUAUUCCUGUGUACGUGGUUUCUGCUGGCACAAUGCUCAUUGCAGGCUGGGCAUCGGACAAGCUCAAACACCGCUUCGGCUUCAUCGUGCUGGGCACCGUCAUCAGCACUGUUGGCUACGCUAUGCUGUUGGCUCAAGAUGGCCACUCGCGCGAGUACAAGUUCUCGGCGGUGUUUCUCAUCCUAGGUGGCACGUCAAUGAACACACCAAUGGCACUGACAUGGCUACAAAACAACCUCUCUGGCCAUUGGAAGCGGUCUGUUGGAGCCUCUGGGCAAGUCGCGCUCGGCAACCUGGGCGGCAUCAUUGCAAGCAACAUCUUCCUCGACUCUGAGCGGCCGCACUUUCAGACCGGUUACGGUGUGUGUCUGGCGCUCAUCUGGCUUAGCGUUGUUCUAGGCCUCAUUAUGGAAGUGGCCAUGGCGCAGGAGAAUCGCAAACGCGAUGCAGGCGGCAGGGAUGACCGCUUGGAUUUGCCCAAAGACCAAGUAGAGAACUUGGGCGACGAUCAUCCCAGUUUCAGAUUUACCUUGUAA